Hippocampus zosterae (dwarf seahorse) is the source of this 2640-nucleotide messenger RNA. RefSeq names its product MYC proto-oncogene, bHLH transcription factor a (gene myca). The record is from RefSeq and is a predicted model, not a curated record. NCBI's taxonomy places the organism in Eukaryota, Metazoa, Chordata, Actinopteri, Syngnathiformes, Syngnathidae. The transcript has 4 exons. The coding region runs from base 916 to 2232 and encodes 438 amino acids. Gene Ontology annotation, molecular function: DNA-binding transcription factor activity, RNA polymerase II-specific; RNA polymerase II cis-regulatory region sequence-specific DNA binding; protein dimerization activity. Gene Ontology annotation, biological process: positive regulation of cell population proliferation; regulation of transcription by RNA polymerase II.
AGGGUUUGAAUCCGGGCUUCGGCCUUCCUGUGUGGAGUUUGUGUGUCUGCGUGGGUUUUCUCCUGGUACUCUGGUUUCCUCUCCCACCCCCGCCCUCCAAAUAAAUGCACAGUAGGUCCAAUAGAUGUGUGUAUAAAUCUGAAGGGUUGCGUCAAUGUGUGCCCUGGGAUUGACUGGCAACCGGUUCGUUGUGCUGUCCCUCCCAAUUAGAGAAUUCAAAGUAAUAAAAAACGGCUAGAUUAAAGCAAGCCCAGUCAGUUGAGCGUUUUAGAUGAUGAUGGAUGACAUCUAGUGGCAGCUCGAGACACACUUCGUUGAAGCCUUCCCCUUUUUACAAAACAGGGUUCUGCUGUUCGCCCUCAAGCAACGAAGAACAUUUUCUUGAAAAAAAUCGCUCAGUGACUCUUUCAAUGCAUUGAGACACUUGAGCUCAGUUUCAUUCAUUUAUGUAAACGUGUUCAUCGAAAAUAUAUUUUUAAUUACUGUAUCUCAAAUGUUUAAAAAAAGGAAGGCAGCAACGAUGGUUUGAAGGAAAAAAUGAAGAAAAGAGUAAAGGAGACAUAGAUGGUAAUUUAAACAAGGAUGGAGGAAGGAAGAGGAUAUAUGAUGGAAGGAUAAAAGGAGGAAGAAAGACACGUGGUAUGGGGGCGAGGUGCAGAAUAAUGGAAUCUUUGAAUUACGCACUUGUUGCAGUAGCAGGCAGAUGACGCCAGGGGGUGCUCCAAGUCUGACAAAUCUUUCUGUUUAGGAUUGGAAGCGUCAACUCGCUGUGUUCCAGAACUGCGACACUUUGCACGGCCAAUUUGCUUGUAUGACUUUGUCCCUGCUGUUGAUUAGCGACAAUCCGCCUGUCUUGGAGCCGAGGUCGGACGAAAUCGACGUCUUUUCCGAGCUUCCCCGCGGCGCCCCUCCAACAUGCCGCUCAGCUCGGCUCUGCUGAGUCGGAACUACGACUACGACUACGACUCCCUCCAGCCUUACUUCUACUACGACCACUCGGAGGAGGACUUUUACCCGCAGCAGCCGCAACCCCCGGCGCCCAGUGAGGACAUCUGGAAGAAGUUCGAGCUUCUCCCCACACCGCCGCUGUCGCCCAGCCGUCGUCCGUCACUCACCGGCUUGCCCUACCCGUCUACUGCCGACCAGCUGGAGAUGCUCAGCGAGUUCCUGGGCGACGACGCCGUAAACCAGAGCAUCAUCUGCCACGCCGACUACUCUCAAACCUUCCUCCAGUCCAUCAUCAUCCAGGACUGCAUGUGGAGCGGAUUCUCGGCCGCAGCUAAGCUCAAGAAAGUGGUGUCGGAGCAGCUGGCAUCGCUGCACGCCACCCGGAGGCACUCGUCUUCCUCCUCCUCCAACGCCGCCGCAGCCAGCCCUGCAACCGCCGCCCCCUCGGCGGUGGUUUCCCCUGCGUCUGCCACCUCAGAAUCCGUUUCGAUGGAACCCGCUGCCGCGGCCGCCUGGAGGCUAAACAGCAGCUACCUGCAGGACCUCAAUACGGCGGCGUCCGAUUGCAUCGACCCGUCGAUGGUCUUCCCCUACCCGGUGGCCGAGACCCCCAAGCAGGGCGAGCCUCCCGGUCAGCACUUGGGGCUGGACACGCCGCCCAACAGUGGGAGCAGCAGUAGCAGCGACUCUGAAGAAGAUGAGGAGGAUGAGGAGGCGGCGGAAGUUGAUUACGGCGAAGAGGCGGAGGAUGAGGAGGAGAUCGACGUGGUGACGGUGGAGAAGCGGCAAGCGGUGAAGCGUUGCGACUGGUCGUGCGGCGGCCCCGCCGGCCCCCUGGUGCUGAAACGCUGCCAGGUCUCCACCCAGCAGCACAACUACGCCGCGCACCCGGCGGGCAAGAGGUUCAAGAUGGAAGGUGGUGCAGCGUGCGGAAGCGCCAGCCAGAGCCGCGUGCUGAAGCAGAUCAGCGGCAACCGCAAGUGCUCCAGCCCGCGCUCCAGCCCGUCGGACUCGGAGGAGCACGACAAGCGUCGGACUCACAACGUGCUGGAGCGCCAGCGUCGCAACGAGCUCAAGCUGAGCUUCCUGGCGCUGCGUGACCAGAUACCCGACGUGGCCAACAACCACAAGGCGGCCAAGGUGCUGAUCCUCCAGAAGGCGGCCGAGUGCGUCCGAGGCAUGCAGGCCGACGAGCGCCGCCUACUGUCGCUCAAGGAGCAGCUGAGGCGGCGAGGGCAGCUCCUCGCGCACAAACUCUCCGCGCUGCGCCACCAACCCGCUUAAGUGGUGCUCGCCGCCGCCGUCGUCUUUAUUUGUUUGUUUGUUUGUUUUUUAACGCAGGCUGUACUGUACAGUUGUUUGCAUGCAGAUGCAGAGGGGAAAAAAAGAUGUUUGGAAUCUGCUUUGAUUUCAAUGUUAAAACUGCCUCAAUUGAAGUUAUUGGUGGGUUCAGAUAUUUAAAGUUUAUUUUUAUUAAGAAAAUAUCAGGAAAAAUGCGGCCCUACGGUUUUAUAGCAAAGGGCCCAAAUUAAAAUAUGAUUUUUAAAAAUGUUUUUGUACAUAUUAAUAUUUCCUAAGAAAAUGUAUUUUUGGAUCUCAAUUGUCUGGAUGUUCAGACCCUGUUUUUUUUUUUUUUGCAUUCUGCUCUUUGAUUCCCUUUUUGACAUAUAAAACCAACAAUGUUUCUUCCAA